AGAAAGCUUAUAGGCGAAGAAAAUUCUUCCACUCAAACCCUAAAAUAUAAUAAAACAAAAAGUUAUGGAGAUGAUGGCAGAAUAAGAGCAAAAUAAACAAAAGCCUUUGCCUAGCUUUCCCUCUUCUUCUCUUUAGUUCCCUUUUCUCUUUCUUUCUUGGCUCUGGUAUUCCCUUAGUGUGAUUCUCCAUUCCUAAAGACCCAUCAACCUUUAUAAAAAGAAAAAAGAGAAAAAAUAAAUAAGCAUGGUUUUCUCAUCGGUUCCAGUCUAUUUAGAUCCUCCCAACUGGCAUCAGCAACAAAAUCAUCAACAAGCAAAUACUGGAACUGAAAAUCAUCAGCUUCCUCCUUUUCCUCCUGCCUCUCAUAUUGGCGUUGGUGUUGGUGUUGGAGAUGGUGGUGCUGGCUCCAUCAGGCCUGGCUCCAUGGCUGAUCGAGCCCGGCUAGCCAAGCUGCCACAGCCGGAGGUAGCCCUCAAGUGCCCUAGAUGUGAAUCCACCAACACUAAAUUUUGUUACUUCAACAAUUACAGCCUCUCGCAGCCGCGCCACUUCUGUAAGACUUGUCGCCGCUACUGGACUAGAGGGGGUGCCUUAAGAAAUGUCCCAGUUGGUGGAGGCUGCAGGAGAAACAAGAAAAACAAAAGCAGUAACUCCAAAUCCCAAGUUACCACUGAAAAGCAAUUGGGUUCAAGUUCCACUAGUGCAGUUCCCUCUGAUGUUAUUGGUCAUUUGCCUCAACAAACACCUCAAUUACCCUUGUUGACCUCUUUACAUAAUAUUUCUCAGUAUAAUAUGGGGAAUAUUGGGUUAAAUUUUGGUGGAAUUCAAGCACAGAUUGGGGCAUCAACUGUCGGUAGUGGCCAGAAUGAAAUUGGGUUUCAAAUUGGAAACAAUUCAAGCAUGACUAGUGCCAUAUUAUCCGCCGGAGGAGUUCAGCAAUUUCCUUUCUUCGAGCCACCCACCGGUUUAUUUCCUUUUCAAAGUGAAGGUGUUGAAACACCAUCUUCUUUAGUGGGUGACAACCAACUUCGAUCCAUGACUACAAACUCUAGGGUUUCUGAACAGACUCCAAUGAAAAUGGAAGGAAAUAACCAAGGGCUAAAUUUAUCGAGACAGUUUCUGGGUUUUUCCGAGAAUAAUCAAUACUGGAGUGGAAGUAACUGGACAGAUCUAUCAGGUCUAAACUCUUCUUCCGCCACUAAUAAUCUCUCAUAAUCUGUAUUGUUCUUUAUCAUUGAACUUGGAAGCUAGCUUUGCUUGAAGUUUUGAGCUCAUAUAUAUCCAAUCAUUACAGCUUAACCUCUAAGAUAGAUGACACGAAGUUGCAUGUUCCUGAGAGCCACCUUGACUUGCAAGUUCAUCCCCAAAGGUGUGGAUAGUGAUGCAAAACCUUUCUCUUCAUGAUCUACGGAGCAUUAAAGACUGUUAGAACUUAGUUUUCGUUC
Molecule: messenger RNA, 1446 nt
Organism: Pistacia vera
Lineage: Eukaryota; Viridiplantae; Streptophyta; Magnoliopsida; Sapindales; Anacardiaceae
Product: dof zinc finger protein DOF2.2-like
Exons: 2
Coding region: 245-1216 (323 amino acids)
Biological process (GO): regulation of DNA-templated transcription
Molecular function (GO): DNA-binding transcription factor activity; DNA binding
Source: RefSeq, a predicted model, not a curated record